CAAUGAUCUUAGUUUUCACAUCCAAAGAAAUUUCUAAACCACGCGGCACGGGUCUUAAAAUCACUCAACUUAUUCCACAAUACUUGAUGAACACAAACUAAUCCUCUUCUGACACGAAACUGUACUAAACUAAUUUUGAAAACAUUUGUCUACAUAUUUUUGUCCCUCAUAAAAAAAUGCUUAUAUUCAAACGUGUAUUGUGUUCAUUGCAGAUAAUGAAAAAACAAGGAAUUUAUUUUUUCUACUAAUAACGCAUUUGUUUAUGGAGCAAUGAAGUAUGAAUUCGUUUUCUAAAGGUAUUUAGGUAAAUAUUCAUAUUUGAGUAUGUACUGUCGUCCAUUACUGUACAUAUACUCCCAGAACUAAGGAUGUUCCUUUUAAAAAAGAAAAUUAUAAUUAUUCAAGUAGCAAGCUAGUAUUUUGCCUAAACAACUAUGCUUCUGAACUCAAUAGUGUUGGAGCUUUGCACUAGUCGGUAAAAUGCCCCUAGUUCGUGGAGUACCGGGUGCAAACAGAGUACUCGGUUCACGCCUCAUUGUAUCCAUAUUAACCGCUCAUCAUCGCCGCGCAUUUAACCUCCGUUUAACAUAAAAAAUGCAUCCUGUUCUCCGCACUGUUAGCGUCUUCAUAACAUGUCACUCUUUUAAGGUGGCGUCAGCGUUGGCCAAUUGUGUAAAUGGCAUUCCUGUACUGCAAAUAGUUGAACAACAAUCAUGUCAACGCCUUUUUGCUGGUCAAGCUAUGAGCGCGCUGUAAAGGACGAAAAUUACCGUCAAGUAACUCCUGUUUAUCAGAUGCUCUAUUUCAUUCUCGCGUCGCCUUUUUAGCGUCCAUAUAACAUGAUUAUUGCACACAUUUAGGUUAUACUAACGAAUAGCAGUAUCAAAGCUAUAGCAACAAUAUUAUUUAUCCUCAAGUCAUACAUUUGAAAAUGAACCUAUCUGCUAACAUAUUUCAAAUCAACAGUGAAAUCGUGGCAGAUCUACUAUUAAUUGAUUGUAAAGUUUCUUCGCAACUUGUAGCGUGCCCGCACAAAGGUUGUAACAAGAUGUUCAGGGAUAAUUCUGCGAUGAGGAAGCAUCUGCACACGCAUGGACCACGUGUGCACGUAUGCGCUGAAUGCGGCAAGGCUUUCGUCGAAUCCAGCAAGUUGAAGAGGCACCAGCUGGUGCACACGGGGGAGAAGCCCUUCCAGUGCACAUUCGAAGGGUGCGGCAAACGCUUCAGUUUAGAUUUCAACCUCAGGACACAUGUCAGGAUCCAUACGGGUGAUCGGCCAUAUGUAUGUCCGUUCGAUGGUUGCAACAAGAAAUUUGCUCAGUCUACCAAUCUUAAGAGUCAUAUCUUAACUCAUGCUAAAGCUAAGUCUAGGAAUAAUAUGCAGAGGCAACCAAAUACCAUACAAAUGAUACAAUCACCUUUUGUACAAGUCGAAGUAGCUGAUCCUGAUUACAUUGUUUAUACAGAUUAAAACUGGUCAGGUGCCAUGUAAAUAAUAGUUGUAAGUUGAACUCCUAUUUUUAGAACGUGAGGGAGCAUAUGGGAUGUAUGCAAUGUUUACAACUUUGUACACAUUUUGAUAUGCCGUUCUAAAUUCGUAUAAUUUCAAAGUGGAUUGGAACUACUUAACAAAAUUUAUCAACAUCAACAAGGCCUGUCCAAUGAGCAUAGAUUGUAUUUUUGAUGAAUUUCGAUUUUGUUAUAGUAACUAUUUACAUUGCGAUUAAAAUUAGAUUUUGUUCUUUGUACAGUCAAUCAAUUGAUUUGUGUUUUGCACUAUGUUCCAAACUUGACUCGAAGUUUUCGAAAAUUUGAUCUAUGCCGGCCAUGUGAAUCUGAAAUUCGGCUUACACGUUGAAAACUUGACAGACUGUCAAAAGCAGUGUUAGUCCAAGAUUUGGAAUUUGAAGUGCUUUUGUAUUUUAUAAGUACAAUUAAGAAUUGACUGAAUUUUUUGUAUUCAGGUAUAUUUUGUACUGUAAUGGUAUUUAAGUGAUUGUGAUUUAUUUUCUCCUGAAGUUUACGCGUUAUUUAUAAUUACGUGCAUUAAGUGAAUUGUAAAAUAUCUAGGUGUACAUAAAAGAGUAAUACAUAAUUUUUCACAAAC
Acanthoscelides obtectus is the source of this 2107-nucleotide messenger RNA. The record is from the annotation of a GenBank genome assembly. NCBI's taxonomy places the organism in Eukaryota, Metazoa, Arthropoda, Insecta, Coleoptera, Chrysomelidae.